AUGAAGGCUGUCGACCAAUUGGUGCGGAAAUGUGGAGAGAAAGUGCACAAUCGAGUUGGGAAGUUCCGAUUUCUGAAUCAACUUGUCAAGUUAAUAACUCCAAAAUAUCUCGGAGCGCAGACAUCUCCUGAGGUCAAGGAGCUGGCAAUAAAACUACUGUACUCUUGGCAAAGAUCAAUGCGACAUGUGGAAAAGUUCAAAGAGGUGUAUGACUCGUUGAGGGAACAUCACUUGAUUACCGCUGAUCCUGUCAUACCGGAAGAGGAAAUAAUGGUUGUACAAUGUGAGUAUUACUAAGG
Strongylus vulgaris is the source of this 299-nucleotide messenger RNA. Lineage: Eukaryota; Metazoa; Nematoda; Chromadorea; Rhabditida; Strongylidae. The record is from the annotation of a GenBank genome assembly.